AAGUGGAAAAUGUAAAUAGAUGUCAUUAUUGGAAAUGGGUAAUGCAUUACGGCACCGUUGCCUCUGGAUUUGUACGCGUAAAGGGUCGGAAGGUUCUUUUCAAGUUCACGUCAGCGGAUUCUGCUAAACUGGAGAGAAUAGGAUGGGUUUUAACCGGCUUUUGCAACUUCAGAUGGAUUUCAGAGAUCUCAGAAUUUGAAGGUGUAAUAAGCUGCUGAAUUAACAGACUAAUGGAGGAAACUGAGAUAAGUGAAGUAAGCGUGGUAAUAGCAAUCAAUGGAGAUAAAAAAAGUAAAUAUGUGGUUAAGUGGGCAUUGGAGAAAUUUGUCCCUGAGGACAAGGUUAUGUUCAAGCUGUUACAUGUCCGCCCUGCGAUAACUUCAGUUCCAACACCGAUGGGAAACUCGAUUCUUCUUUCACAAGUGCGAGAUGAUGUAGCAGCUGCUUACAGAAAGGAAAUAGAAUGGCAAACAAGUGAAAAGCUUCUUCCAUACAAGAAUAUGUGUGUUCAAAGAAAGGUUCCAGUAGAAAUUUUACAAAUCGAAUCAGACGAUGUGGUAAAUGCAAUAGCAGGGGAGGUAGCUAAAUGCUCUAUCAACAAACUUGUUAUAGGAGCCUCAUCGCGUAGCAUCUUUUCAAGGGGGCAAAGUUUGUCCUCAAAAAUAUCAGAAAGCACUCCAAGCUUUUGUACUGUCUAUGCUGUUUCAAAGGGGAAAAUGUCAUCCAUGCGCCCAUCUGAUUCAGAGACAAAUAGAAGCAUUAAAGAUGACUGUAGUGACACAAGUUCCUCUUCGAACAAUUCAUCAAGUCACACUUCCAGCACACAAACAGAAUGGACAGACCCAAGCUCGGCUGCUUCCUACUCUCAUUUUCGUUCUCCUUCACUACCAAUGCAACGAUUCCAAGCUCUUUCAACUAUAAACCAGACCCUUCUUCAUAAAAGGACAAAUUCAGCUGAGACCAACCAUUCUAGAAUUCCGUCUCUAGAUUUUAGGGAAGGGGAAGAUGUUGUGAGUAUCUCAGAUGUUGGUUACGCAAAUAGUCAGAUGUCUAGUUUUAGAAGCGUGCCAACAGACAACCAGUCAUGGAUAUCUGAUCAAGCUUCAACCUCAGGAGCUCCUACACAUUUUUCAUCUGAAAGCCAGGCCAAUAUGAACUUUGAGCUGGAAAAACUCAGAAUUGAACUGAGACAUGUUCGAGGAAUGUAUGCAAUAGCUCAGUGCGAGUCAAUUGAUGCUUCUAGGAAGCUAAAUGAUAUUCACAAGCGCCGGUUGGAGGAAGCAAUGAAGCUCAAGGAGAUAAGCUUUAAGGAGGAGGAAGCCAAAGAAUUAGCAAUACAAGAAAAGCAAAAACACGAAGCUGCAAAAAAAGAAGCUGGGUCUUUGAAGGAACGUGUUGAAAGAGAAACUGCAGAAAGGAAAGAAGCUGAGAUUAAAGCCUUACGUGAAGCCAAAGAGAAAGAAAAGCUCGAGAAUGUUCUGGUGGGUCCUGUGCAGCAGUACCAGAAGUUCACAUGGGAAGAAAUCAUAUCUGCUACCUCAUCAUUCUCUGACAAUCUUAGAAUUGGAAUGGGAGCAUAUGGAACUGUCUAUAAGUGCAGUUUGCAUCAUACAACUGCGGCAGUGAAAGUCCUCCAUUCUAAAGAGGCUCACAGGAACAAGCAAUUUCAACAGGAGCUUGAAAUCUUGAGCAGAAUUCGUCAUCCCCAUUUGCUAAUUCUUCUUGGAGCUUGUCCUGAUCAUGGUUGCCUAGCUUACGAGUACAUGGAGAAUGGCAGCCUGGAGGACAGGUUGCUCCGGAAAAAUAAUACACUUCCAAUCCCAUGGUUUGAGAGGUAUCGAAUCGCCUGGGAAGUAGCCUCAGCACUUGUCUUCCUGCACAACACAAGGCCAAAACCUAUUAUCCAUCGUGAUCUGAAACCAGCAAACAUAUUGCUUGAUCAUAACUUGGUGAGCAAGAUUGGUGAUGUUGGCCUUGCAACAAUGAUCAACACAGAGUAUUCUGCAUCCACCAUGUACAAGGACACUGGCCCUGUGGGCACCCUUUGCUAUAUUGACCCCGAGUAUCAAAGGUCUGGAUUAGUCUCUCCAAAGUCUGAUGUUUAUGCUUUGGGGAUGGUAAUUUUGCAGUUGCUGACUGCAAAACCGGCCAUAGCGAUAACCCAUGUGGUGGAAACAGCAAUUUGUGACGGUCAUUUUGCAGAUAUACUCGAUCCAGAUGCUGGGAAAUGGCCAAUUGAAGAGACAAAGGAAUUGGCCAAAUUAGGUCUGAGCUGUGCAGAGCUUCGUCGCAGAGAUAGGCCCGAUUUGAAAGAUAAAGUGCUUCCUGCACUGGAGAGAUUGAAUGAGGUUGCUGACAGGGCUCGAGAUAUGGCAUCCUGUGCUCAACCAGCACCUCCUAACCACUUCAUAUGCCCCAUACUUAAGGAUGUAAUGGAUGACCCUUGUGUUGCUGCUGAUGGGUACACUUACGAUCGCAAGGCGAUAGAGAAAUGGCUUGAGGAUAAUGAUAAAUCACCAAUGACAAAUUUGAUGUUGCCAAAUAAGAGCUUAAUACCAAAUUAUACACUUCUUUCUGCAAUUAUGGAGUGGAAAUCUGGAAGACAGUGAUACCAUUUUCUAUUGUUUAGGUGGGUGUUUCUUUGAGAACAGCUUUAAUUACUAUCUUAAUUUUACUCGUUAGAUUAGCCAACUCCAAGUAGUUCAAAAAAGGCUUGGUGGUUGUUGUAUUUAAUACGUUAGAUGAAAUGUUCGAUUUUUCGAAAUAGGUCAUUGUAUGUAAUGUUGUUGUUGCCUCAAAUAUAUGAAGUUCAAAAUGUAAGUGAACGGAAACAUAUACUUGAAUACAAAGACAUGGAUCUUUUAUAGCAAAAGAA
Messenger RNA from Cornus florida, 2875 nucleotides. Its product is annotated as U-box domain-containing protein 35-like. The record is from RefSeq and is a predicted model, not a curated record. Bases 231 to 2609 code for a protein of 792 amino acids. The transcript has 11 exons. Gene Ontology annotation, molecular function: ubiquitin-protein transferase activity; ATP binding; protein kinase activity. Gene Ontology annotation, biological process: protein phosphorylation; protein ubiquitination. Lineage: Eukaryota; Viridiplantae; Streptophyta; Magnoliopsida; Cornales; Cornaceae.